UAAAUCCUGAGAUCGCUGGCCAUGCCCAACAAUUGGGCAAACUGCUGGCUCUGAGGUCAAGCCUUGUCUGAAUGUGUUGCAAAUGGUUUCUCCGGGAAACUGCAGAUCUGACGGCAGCGUCUUCCGAACAGCAUCUCAGACACGGCAGAGAGGUACCUUGUGGCACAGGGCAGGGAGGGGGGCAGCCCUCUCCCCCCAAAAAAUGUGCGGGCAAAAGGCGGAGAGGAGGACAUAACGUCUCAGUGGAGGGCGAUUUCCACAGAAUGAAGAAACAUACUGCGAGAGUGGCACCUUUGCAGCCGUUCAGUAUUUCCACAUUAAAUUCAGCUAGAUCAGACGGUGCCUGCCGAUCCUCUGUCGUCCGAUGCAAGCCGGGAGCCAACUGCCCCAACCCGCAGAGUGGCCUCCGCAGGCAACAUUCCCCCUUGUCUGCCGCUGAAGAUUCUGCUGCUCCCAUUCUAGAGCUGCAGAGUCGGAGUCCCUCCGGAUUUUGCCGGCACGGCAGAGGAGAGAGGCAGAACAGAUCAGGGGAAGACGGGACCCAAGGCCACGGGGAGAACGGCAGCCAGGAGAGCCACGUCCAGACCCGGUGUGAGUCCUGUACGUCCACAUUCCUCAAGAUCGUCUGGGGAUUUCUGAUCAUCCUCUCCGUCUCCUCCUCCUGGGUCGGAACAACGCAGAUUGUGAAAAUCACAUACAAGAACUUUGAUUACCCGUUUUUCAUGACUUGGUUUUCCACAAACUGGAACAUUAUGUUUUUCCCAGUGUAUUACUCCGGGCAUCUUGCAACGGCGCAGGAAAAGCAAUCUCCAAUCAAAAAAUUCAGGGAAUGCAGUCGGAUCUUUGGCGAGGAUGGUCUGACGCUGAAACUCUUUCUUAAAAGGACAGCUCCCUUUUCUAUUCUCUGGACUUUGACCAAUUACCUUUACUUGCUGGCUUUGAAGAAGCUGACAGCCACGGACGUCUCGGCCCUAUUCUGUUGCAACAAAGCCUUUGUCUUCCUGCUCUCGUGGAUUGUACUGAAGGACAGGUUCAUGGGUGUAAGGAUAGUUGCUGCAAUCAUGGCCAUCACUGGAAUUGUCAUGAUGGCGUACGCAGAUGGUUUUCAGGGCGAUUCGAUUAUCGGGGUCGCGUAUGCCGUUGGGUCUGCAUCGAUGUCGGCGCUGUAUAAGGUUCUGUUCAAGAUGUUCCUUGGGAGCGCAAACUUUGGGGAAGCGGCCCAUUUCAUUUCUACCCUUGGCUUUUUCAACUUGGUCUUCCUUUCCUUUACACCGAUCAUCCUGUAUUUCACCAAGGUGGAGUAUUGGUCUCCCUUCUCGGCCGUUCCCUGGGGCUACCUGUGCGGAAUAGCCGGCCUCUGGCUAGCUUUCAACAUCCUGGUGAACGUCGGAGUUGUGCUUACGUACCCAAUCUUAAUAUCUAUCGGGACGUUGCUCAGUGUUCCCGGCAAUGCAGCUGUCGACCUUCUCAAACGCGAGGUGAUCUUCAGCGUGGUCCGUUUGGGGGCCACCACCAUCAUCUGCCUCGGGUUCUUGCUGAUGCUCCUUCCCGAGGAAUGGGACGAGAUCACGCUGCGAUUCAUCAACAGCCUGAAGGAGAAGAAGGCCGAAGACCACCCCGAGGACGUCACGGACUCGAGCGUCCACUUCCGGAGCAGAAGCCGAGUCAACGGGACUGUGUCUAUACCGCUGGCUUAGAGCCGGCCGGGCUUCAAGUUGCGUGCACGCCAAUGUAUAUUCUGUGAAUAUGAUUUAAUAAUUCCCUUUCCGCCCCCCCCCUCGCCCACUUGUAUGCUUUAAAAAGAGACAGCUUUAUUUUAAACAGGAAUGGAUCGUAAAUUCAACGCUAAACACAUCGGAAACUAAGCUGUUUACAUUUGUACACUUUAUCCAGGAGUAGGUGCAAAUGAACGACAAUAAAUUCC
This is a messenger RNA of Zootoca vivipara (common lizard), 1924 nucleotides long. RefSeq names its product solute carrier family 35 member F4 (gene SLC35F4). The record is from RefSeq and is a predicted model, not a curated record. Gene Ontology annotation, cellular component: membrane. Lineage: Eukaryota; Metazoa; Chordata; Lepidosauria; Squamata; Lacertidae.